Messenger RNA from Mesorhabditis spiculigera, 2310 nucleotides. The record is from the annotation of a GenBank genome assembly. NCBI's taxonomy places the organism in Eukaryota, Metazoa, Nematoda, Chromadorea, Rhabditida, Rhabditidae.
AUGGCCACCAUUCAUAGCGCUGCAGAAAAUGCGUUUGUCAUUGGUAUGGGCUCGCCGGAAGUGUUUGGCGCUCGAUCCAACUUGCUAUGGUUGGGUUCCGCAAGGACAGAUCCAUCAAAAUACGGCUUCGCCUGGGUCGACAAAUCGAAGAUGAAUUAUGUGAAUUGGGACGAUCAAUACAUGGACGACACGGGCGGAAUCGAGUCUUGCCUGAUUAUGCACCCAAGUGGACGCUGGAAUGACGCAAGGUGCACGGAUACCUUCCGGGCCAUUUGCCAAAAAGACAUGAACCGUAGUGCCAAGCUGGUAGACAAGAAUCCGUAUAAAGCCGGGAGUCGAUUCAACAUGACGAUAACCGUUUCCGGGGCGAAUCAAGUUACUGUGGCCUACGGUAGCGGAGCGUCAUGGACUGGGAAGACAUGGAAGCAGACGGGAGAACUGGCUAGCUUGACGGCGGUUCGACGAUUUGAGUGUUAUGGACAGCUCCAAACUGUGGUGCUCACCGGAUCGAAUUUGGUUGGAAAUACGGCAACUGAUUAUGAAGACGUGUGUCCCCUCUUUGGAAGCGAAAUCAACAAACAGUUUGGCAGAGAUGGAAAGGAUCAGAAAAACGGUUCAACUGACAAAGGAAAAUGGUCUGGUGAUGUUAAGAUGGCAGCCGGCCGGAUCGACAAGUACUUAAAUUUGGGUCGCUACGCGCUGCUUGUGUGUGUAACUUGUGAGCUAAUCUUUCUUAUGCAAGCCGGCAAUUUUCUCUUCAUGGCAUUUGGAGGCGAACCUCCCCACAUCGUCGGCUGCGACUACCGCAAUGGCACGAAGGUGAUGAUGGCCGAGGAGGAGAUGGUGUGCCGCGAGAUGCGCACCGGUCAGUGCAAGCCGAUUCUCGACUACUCGUUCAACUCGAUCAACGUGGAGUUCGACUUCUUGUGCCCGGAGAACGCGAAGGUGAUCAAGGACAGCACCUCGCUGCAGCUGCUCGGCAACCUCAUCGGCGCCCUCAUCUUCGGGCCCGUGUCGGAUCGGUGGGGCCGGAAAUGGACAAUGCUUGCCUGCGUGUUCUUCUCCGGCGUGUUCGGCUUCGCGUCGUCGUACGCGCCCGGCUACUGGUCGUUCACCGUGCUACGCGCCUUCACCAUCUUCUUCAACGUCGGGCAUCAAGUAAUCAUCACGGUGUUCAUGUGUGAGACGCUGCCGGCGAAGCACCGUAUGUGGCUGAACUUCAUCCUCAACUGGUCCCCCAACAUCAUCAUCGUCACGGCGAUGGCGUGGACCGUCCAGGAUUGGCGGUGGUUGCAGCGCUCCCUUGGACUCCUCGGAAUCCCCAUCAGCAUCAUGAUGUACUUCUGCAAAGAGCCGGUCUACUGGCUGGUCCGCCAGGGGCGCCUCGAUGACGCGAUGAAGGUCGUCGAGGAAACAUCGAAGAUGGACGGCAUCGAGUACGACCCGGUCCCGUUGCGCAAGCUGUUCGAGGAGGAGCGCGAGGCGUGCAAGCGCACCGCCGGCAAGAGCUACUUCUACCAGCACCUCUUCUACACGUGGACCCUCGUCUCCUACUCGGCGACGAUGUACUUCAGCUACAUUUGCGUCGGCGCCGUCACGUACGGCCUGUUCUUCAACCUCGAGAAGCUCUCCGGAACCAUCUACGAGAAGAUGGUGAUGCUCUCCAUCUGCCGCACCGUGCUCAACAUGACGCUCGCCGCGCUCGACUACAAGAUCGAGUGCCUCGGGCGACUUAAAGCGCACUAUAUGUUCGCCGUGUACGUCGUGUUCGGGCUGGGCUGCGUAGUGGUGAUGCAGUACACGGGGUUCGACCGCGAGUUCGACGACGUCGUCAAGUACCUCGCCCUCACCGCCAUUUCUGUGGCUGCGAUGAUUCUGCUGACGAACCAGGUGGUUGUCUCCGAGAUCUACCCGACCCCCAUCCGCAACAAGGCGUUCGCUGUCGCUCAGAUGAGCAACAACACCGGCUCCGUAAUCGGCGUGCAGCUCUUCAAAUUGACCGAAGUCCACCGCGCCAUCCCGUUUGGCGUGCUGAUGGUGAUGGUGGCGAUGGAGACGCUGCUGUGCUCGCGCUUCAUCCCCGAAUCGAAGAACAAGCCCCUCGUCGAGCAUAUGCCAAGCGCCGACGAGUCGUUCUGGACGUGCUGCAACAAGGGGGAGAAGAACAGGAGGAAGAGGGAGAGAACGAACUCGUCCACCGCCACCAACUCGACCGAAGAAUCGCAAAAGUCCAGCGAGGCGGACUGCUCGGUGUCGGUCUCGAUGGUCUCGGCGUACCAGGCAUCCGCUUCCGACUCAUCCAAAUCCGAC